AUGAGCAUAGAAGUUCACGUGCGUCUCCGGCCCCACGUGCCCAACGGUGUUUGGUCCUCUGCGGAGACGGUGCUAUACAGCACGCACAACCCCAACACACGGUAUGUGUACAACAAGGUGCAUCACAUCGGCACCUCGAACCAAUCCAUAUUUCAGGGCAUGGAGGCUCUCGUGCAUGCCGGGUUUGACGGGAAAAAUGUCACCGUGAUGGCAUAUGGGCAGACCGGCAGCGGUAAGACUUACAGCAUGAACGGUUGUGAGGCGGAUCCAGGCAUCGUUCCCCGCACAGCGAAGUUGUUGUUGGACCUCCGCACGAAAUUUCCCGGCACACAGAUCGUGAUUUACUUCACGGAGAUUUACAAUGAGUCCGUGAAGGACCUCCUUGAGCCACAGCGAGGCGAACUUGGACUCCAUGACGCCCCCGAUGGCGGUGUUUACUUUGACAAGAAGUCCGUGCCCAUUGAGACAAUAGAUGACUUUGUGAGACUGCAGAACCUUGCGGAGCGCAAUCGUAAGUAUGGCGUGACGAACCUCAACGACCACAGCAGCCGUUCACACAUUAUUCUUACAUUUGAGAUU
Molecule: messenger RNA, 579 nt
Organism: Trypanosoma cruzi
Lineage: Eukaryota; Euglenozoa; Kinetoplastea; Trypanosomatida; Trypanosomatidae
Product: kinesin, putative
Exons: 1
Biological process (GO): microtubule-based movement
Cellular component (GO): microtubule; kinesin complex
Molecular function (GO): microtubule binding; microtubule motor activity; ATP hydrolysis activity
Source: RefSeq, a predicted model, not a curated record